This is a messenger RNA of Trichogramma pretiosum, 498 nucleotides long. Its product is annotated as integumentary mucin C.1-like. Bases 1 to 498 code for a protein of 165 amino acids. NCBI's taxonomy places the organism in Eukaryota, Metazoa, Arthropoda, Insecta, Hymenoptera, Trichogrammatidae. The transcript has a single exon. The record is from RefSeq and is a predicted model, not a curated record.
AUGAAGUCGAUGAAGAUUGCAUUCCUCUUGGUAGCCUUGGCUGCAUGCGCUUAUGCCAAGCCAGCAGAAACCGCCGUUGACCCAAAGGAUGUUAAAGACAUCAAGACCACCACGACACUAACACCAGUUGUAACCGCCAAAAAAGAAGAAGUCACCACCACCACCACCACUACGACACUAACACCAGUUGUAACCGCCAAAAAAGAAGAAGUCACCACCACCACCACCACUACGACACCACCAGUUGAAGGCAACAAAAAAGAAGACGCCACCACUACAGUAGCACCAAAUAACGCAAACCCCGGAGAAGAAACCGCCACAACCGAGACCCCGAAACCCUCUGGCCCAGCCACCAAGGAAGAGAUCCAAGAAAUCAUCAAGGCCGGCUUGGCCGACGUCAACUCGAAGGUCAAGUCGACCCUCGUCGUCACUUCCAUCGUCUUGGUGGCCAUCAUCCUCACCGUGUUCGGCCUCUACAUGUACAGAAGGAGACACUAA